Molecule: messenger RNA, 2239 nt
Organism: Symphalangus syndactylus (siamang)
Lineage: Eukaryota; Metazoa; Chordata; Mammalia; Primates; Hylobatidae
Product: elongation factor 1-beta-like
Biological process (GO): translational elongation
Cellular component (GO): cytosol; eukaryotic translation elongation factor 1 complex
Molecular function (GO): guanyl-nucleotide exchange factor activity; translation elongation factor activity
Source: RefSeq, a predicted model, not a curated record
GAAAAUAGGGUCCUUUUCCUAUAGAAGUAAAACAGUCUUUUUGGGGAUAACAUCUUAGCAUCAUUUUGUUCCUCAGUAAUAACCAAGACGUAUCCCACCUGCUUGGUCAUAUCUACUUCUGAAUCUUCCUAGUCCUGAGUUUCCCUUCAAGCGCUUCCAAUUUGUGCAUUUUACCAGCCUCCCAACAAUAUCUGACCUCCCAUCAAAGAGUAGGGCCACCAAAACUAGGACUCUAGAAUGAACCCUUUGCAGAAGAGUAAGCAUUGUCCUAUAUAUGGUUUGGUGAAUCACAAUACUGUAUACAGAUAGUUCAGUUGUUAGGAAGGAUCAUUUUCAAAAGCUAAAUGUCCACUUUCCAUCUAAAACUUCAUCAUAUUUACCCCUGCAAGUCAUUUGGACUGGAAAAAAGAAUGAGGGAGAAUUUUAACCCAUUUCUCCUAUUUCAAAACCUGGACAAUUGAAGAAAUCAAGUACAAAAAAUACAAUGAGAAACAAUUAGGAUAUCAUCCUGUUACUUGGCAGCGUUAAACUUUAGAUUUUCAACAUUGUGUAUUUAGAUUAGACACGAUUAUGGUCUCUCUUACCAAAAUAGAAUUAGCAUAGAGUCAAGCAAAUUAGUAGAACAAAAAGAAAAGAAGAAAAUAUGUGUUAGGAAAUAAGGACAAAUAAGAGGAAUAGAAAGAGAAAACAAGUUACUUUAGGGGUCAACUGUUCUAUCACAACUCAGAAAGUCUAGACUAGAGAGCGAUUUAGAAACUUGCGCUUUUUCCUCUCUUCAGCGUGGGGUGCCCACAACUUGCGCGCUCUCUUUUUGCUGCUCCCCAGCUCUCGGAUACAGCCGACACCAUGGGUUUCGGAGACCUGAAAAGCCCCGCCGGCCUCCAGGUGCUCAACGAUUACCUGGCGGACAAGAGCUACAUCGAGGGGUAUGUGCCAUCACAAGCAGAUGUGGCAGUAUUUGAAGCCGUGUCCGGCCCACCGCCUGCCAACUUGUGUCAUGCCCUACGUUGGUAUAAUCACAUCAAGUCUUACGAAAAGGAAAAGGCCAGCCUGCCAGGAGUGAAGAAAGCUUUGGGCAAGUAUGGUCCUGCCGAUGUGGAAGACACUACAGGAAGUGGAGCUACAGAUAGUAAAGAUGAUGAUGACAUUGAUCUCUUUGGAUCUGAUGAUGAGGAGGAAAGUGAAGAAGCAAAGAGGCUAAGGGAAGAACGUCUUGCACAAUAUGAAUCAAAGAAAGCCAAAAAACCUGCACUUGUUGCCAAGUCUUCCAUCUUACUAGAUGUGAAACCUUGGGAUGAUGAGACAGAUAUGGUGAAAUUAGAGUGCGUCAGAAGCAUUCAAGCAGAUGGCUUAGUCUGGGGCUCAUCUAAACUAGUUCCAGUGGGAUACAGAAUUAAGAAACUUCAAAUACAGUGUGUAGUUGAAGAUGAUGAAGUUGGAACAGAUAUGCUGGAGGAGCAGAUCACUGCUUUUGAGGACUAUGUGCGGUCCAUGGAUGUGGCUGCUUUCAACAAGAUCUAAAAUCCAUCCUGGAUCAUGGCAUUUAAAUAAAAGCUUGAAAGAUUAAAAAAAAAAAAAAAAAAACUUGCUACAGGGUGCAAGGAUCCUUGGCAGCUAGGGUAGUGAUCCAGACCAGUUAACUCACAAUCUCUGAGGAUAAGACCCAGUAGUCAUUUACAAACUCCUCAGGAGCUAGAGACCAGCCUGAGCAACAUAGUGAGAACUCAUCUCUACAAAAAAAAAAAAAAUCUUUUUUUUUUUUUUUUUUAAUUAGCUGGGCAUGAUGGCGGACACAUGUAGUCCCAGAUACUGGGGAGGGUAAGGUGGGAGGAUCAUUUCAGCCCAGGAGAUCAAGGCUGCCCUAAGGUGUGAUUGUGUCACUGCACUCCAGCCUGGGCUACAGAGCCUAUCAGAAAAAAAAAAAAAAAAAAAAAAACGCCUGGUGCAACAGCUGUAAUCUUAGCACUUUGGGAGGCCAGGGUGGGCGGGUCACUUGAGGUCAGGAGUUCAAAACCAGCCUGGUCAACACGAUGAAACCCCGUCUCCACUAAAAAUACAAAAAAUUACCGGGGCGUAGUGAUGCAUGCCUGUAAUCCCAGCUACUCGGGAGGCUGAGGCAGGAUAAUCGCUUGAACCCGGGAGGUGGAGGUUGCAGUGAGCCGAGAUCGCACCACUGCACUCCAGGCUGGGUGACAGAGCAAGACUCUGUCUCAAAAAAACACAUACAUACACACACAAA